Leptinotarsa decemlineata (Colorado potato beetle) is the source of this 1392-nucleotide messenger RNA. RefSeq lists its product as uncharacterized. Lineage: Eukaryota; Metazoa; Arthropoda; Insecta; Coleoptera; Chrysomelidae. The record is from RefSeq and is a predicted model, not a curated record.
UCCCUGACGAAGCUGGUGUCAGUUCAAUAAUUGAUGAUUCUGGAACACCUGGCUGGAUAACCUGGCAGUUGAAGCCAUUAAUGGAAAAGAAGAAGAAAGAAGAACAGGAGACUGGGUAAAUACGCCUGAAUGGGAAGUAAUGGCCAUUGAAAAUAGAGUGAGAAUAUUAGAGAAUACUUCUGUAGAGACGAGAGAGCUGUUUCUUCAAGCCUUCCAAUUUCGAAUAUUUAAAAAGUUUACUAAGGUCUUUAGCUGUUAUUUUUUUCAACUCAAGGAUUGUGGAGUAUGCCUUUUUUUGGUGAUGCUGUGAAACCCGCAGAGGAUGAGAUGUACGUCCUGCAUAAGAAGAGGAUGCAGAUUGUAAUGGCUUACGAUGUUGACAAAUUCAUAUCUAACGCUUGGUCGCGUAUCAACAAGAGGGUAGUAGUGGAUGGCGAUGAAGAUUGCCCACAACCAGCUAAGAAGAGAGGGUUAACUGCUACAUCAGACAUACAGAUAGCCUCCACGGUGUCUUCGAAUACCACUGCCGAGCUACAUGACCAGCCACAAGCCAGUACUGUCAUACCACCGAUGCCUGCUUCGAAUGUCCAGGUAGCAACUUCUGCCCAACUCUCCGGCAGCGAGGUGGAGCUGCCAAUGUCUCCGAGAACCUCGAAUCUACUAGAAGACCUUCUCACACUCCACAGAAUUUGCAAAGAGAGAAAGGCAAAGCUGCUGGCGAUGCGGGGGAGCGAUGAGAGAUUGGUGAAGAUUGCCGCACGUAAGCGACAACUAGAGAUUCGACAAGCGCAGCAAGUCGAACGGAAACAGCAUUUGCUGAUUGAACUGGCAGAGUUGGAACUCAGCAUCGAGGACACAAGUCGGGACAUCUUAGGAGCCGAAGAGGAGUACAGCAAUGAGGGUGCCUCAACGAAUCUGUGCCGCUUGGAGGUCGAUGAAAUGAACAACUCUGUAAAGGCUCUCCAGGAGCAGCUCAAGAAUCAGAUUGACGAUAUGGGAACUUAACCUCCAUUUCUUUUCCUCACAUCCUUUUCUUUCACCUAGCAUGCAUGAGUUGGUUGGUGUACACAGGGCAGCUUGCAUUUAGUUGAGGACUUUCUUCAGAAUUUGGCGAUAGAGAGAGAGUCAAGAAGAUUAUUGCAGUUCUGGUGGGACCACUUUUUUUUUAUAGGUUUAUAGGUAUGCCAGAGGUUUCAGUUUUAUUGAUCAUUUUGUAACUUGAUUUUUUUCUCUUGUACUUAUUUCUAACCAAUUUAUUUCAGUAAUAAUAUUUUUUUGUGGACAAGAAACAGAUGCAAAGCAGCUCCCAGGGAUCCAUGCAAGCCUCUUUUCAUAGCUCACGGUAUUUUAACAGUAGCUGCCCUGUUUAUCUUGGAAUCAAUUUGCUUGAUA